Molecule: messenger RNA, 2081 nt
Organism: Talaromyces proteolyticus
Lineage: Eukaryota; Fungi; Ascomycota; Eurotiomycetes; Eurotiales; Trichocomaceae
Product: putative small nucleolar ribonucleoprotein complex subunit
Exons: 2
Coding region: 253-1887 (544 amino acids)
Biological process (GO): maturation of SSU-rRNA from tricistronic rRNA transcript (SSU-rRNA, 5.8S rRNA, LSU-rRNA)
Cellular component (GO): small-subunit processome; 90S preribosome; nucleolus
Molecular function (GO): protein binding
Source: RefSeq, a predicted model, not a curated record
GUGGGGAGUCAGUCGGUGCUAAUCGAUAAGAAAAUAUUUAACUAAUGUCUUGUGGCGGACAAGCGAGCGGUCGGCCUGCAAAUCUUGGCAAGAAUUUUUUUGGCUGAGCUUGGACAGAGCUACCAUUCGACACUUCUCCAAUUCACGUUUGCCCAGCAAUCAAGCAGAAUUACUUUUCCUUUCUCCAAGUAACGAAUACUCUCAAGCAUUGCAUAAAUUUUAGAUAAGAAACUUGUCCUGCGCCGAUUCACGAUGGCAGCAGUGACAAAAGCCUUGGCGCAAUCCGGGCAAAAGCGAUCACCACAAGACAUCAUCGCAGCCCGGGAAGGAAAGAAACGCCUGGUCGAGGCGACGCAGAAGUAUGGCCGCGGCAAAGCAGUACGAUUGAAGGGGAUCAAGGACAAAAAACUUCGCGGGAAUCUUAGAGCCGUGGAAGAUCGAUACCAAACAGCUGCACUCAGAGCGAAAGAUGCGGAGAUCCUCUUGGAAAACGACGGCGGGUUUCUCGAGCCUGAAGGCGAGCUGGAAAAGACGUACAAGGUUAGGCAGGACGACAUUAAAGAAAACAUCGGGAUCGAAGUAGCCAAGAAAGGCUUCGAGUUAAAGCUGGAGGAUUUUGGGCCGUAUCGCGCCGAUUAUACUCGCAAUGGCAAGAACCUGCUGUUGGCUGGGAGGAAGGGCCAUAUCGCGACUAUGGACUGGCGAGCUGGGAAGUUAGGUUGUGAGUUGCAGCUUGGGGAAACGAUCCGUGAUGCGAAAUGGUUGCAUAACAAUCAAUACUUUGCGGUUGCGCAACAGAAAUAUGUCUACAUCUACGAUCACUCCGGCGCGGAACUCCACUGUCUCAACAAACACGUCGAAGCUCGGUACCUGGAAUUCUUGCCAUAUCAUUUUCUUUUAGCUAGUGCUGCAACCAGUGGCUUCCUAAAAUAUACCGACACAUCGACAGGACAAUUGGUGGCGGAAUUACCAACUCGACUGGGAUCACCUACAUCUUUAUGCCAAAACCCUUGGAAUGCAAUCUUACACGUGGGACAUCAAAACGGCACAGUAAGUCUGUGGUCACCGAACUCACAAACCGCUCUUGUGAAAGCCCUUGUCCAUCGUGGACCAGUACGGUCAAUGGCUAUCGACCGACAAGGCAGAUAUAUGGUCUCAACAGGGCAAGACAUGAGAAUGAACGUCUGGGAUAUACGCAUGUUCAAGUCGAUUCAUUCAUACUCUUGUUAUCAACCGGGAGCAAGCGUUUCUAUUAGCGAGCGUGGUCUUACUGCUGUCGGCUGGGGAACAAAAGUCAGUGUCUGGAGAGGACUUUUUGACGCGGCCGCGGCCAAUGAAGAGAAAGUACAAAGCCCCUACAUGUCGUGGGGUGGCGAUGGACAACGUAUCGAGACCGUUCGGUGGUGCCCAUUCGAGGAUGUAUUAGGUGUUACUCAUGACAAGGGAUUUGCCAGCGUAAUCGUUCCUGGUGCAGGCGAACCAAAUUUCGACUCCAUGGAAGUCAACCCAUACGAAACCAUCAAACAGCGCCAGGAAGCAGAAGUUAAGGCAUUACUGAACAAGCUCCAGCCUGAAAUGAUAUCAUUGGACCCCGAUUAUAUCGGAAAGAUCGACAACGUUACCGAAACGAAACGCCGUGAAGAGCGACAAGAAGAGCAGAAACCAGAGGACGCAAUUGAGAAACUUAAGAACCGUGGCCGCGGUCGCAAUAGUGCUCUCAGAAAGUACCUUCGAAAGAAAGGCAAGACCAAUGUUAUCGACGAGAAGCGUCUCAAGGCGGAGGCUUUGCAGAGCGAGCGUAAAUCUCGACAAAAUGAAGCCCUUCAGAAUCAACGACAGGAGCUCGGACCUGCUCUCUCUAGAUUUGCUUCAAAAAAAGAUUCCUAGAGCAUGGUUCGUUGGUUUUAUGCACAGUUUGUGGUCUCAGUUUCUAGACACUCGUUGGAUACCCGGCGUUCUUGAAAAAUUGGGCGUUAUUUGUAACUUCUUGCUCAGAGGCACUUGCAUACUAGGAGUUGGCUUGAUUAUUUCUGUAGUAUAUGCUAAUUAAAUCCUAGUUUAUACCAAUCAAUGGACCAAGG